This is a messenger RNA of Nematolebias whitei (Rio pearlfish), 1331 nucleotides long. RefSeq names its product putative ferric-chelate reductase 1. Lineage: Eukaryota; Metazoa; Chordata; Actinopteri; Cyprinodontiformes; Rivulidae. Gene Ontology annotation, molecular function: oxidoreductase activity, acting on metal ions. The record is from RefSeq and is a predicted model, not a curated record. The transcript is spliced from 12 exons. The coding region runs from base 1 to 1230 and encodes 409 amino acids.
AUGGGUAAAAGCUCAACCACCAGACGCUCGCCAGCGUGCCCCACGUCCAGGCCCAGCUCCAGAAAAACUAUUUCCAGUGCAAACUGUGGUAGCACAAAAGUGUGCUUCAGUCAGCCUUCAGGAUGUGACCCAGCAUCCUCUUCUAGCUGCUACUUUAUGUCGGCCACGUCUCUCAGCGGUGCUGCCCUGGGAUAUGAAAUGACAGGUCCUUCUAGUGGAUACAUAGCUUUUGGAUUUUCAGAUGACCAAACAAUGGGAAACGAUGAUAUUUAUAUUUGUGGUGUAGGCAGUAAUGGACAGUUGUCAGUUCAACAUGCCUUUUCAACAGGACACACGACUCCACAAACUAUAGCUCUGGGGAACAUUUCUGAUAUAGUAACAUCAGUGCAGAAUGGGGUAAUCAGCUGCUCCUUCACAUCCAUGAAUACGAUUUCUACUCAAAGGACGACUGGCAUCAACCAAAUGUACUAUAUUUUGUAUGCCUAUGGACCCAGCAGCAAUGGAGUAAUCCAGACCCAUAAAAAUACCUUUGCCAGCAGUGCAAAGAUGGCUGUUUCCAAUCCUCAAAUUCUUCAAAAUGCUGAUGAUGAGUUUCCUCCAAUCAUGCAAGCACACGGGUCCCUGAUGCUGAUAGCUUGGAUGACCACCAGCUCACUGGGAAUGAUGGUGGCUCGAUAUUUGAAAGGAAUGGCCAAAGGAAAGAAACUGUGUGGCAAAGACAUCUGGUUUGUGGUUCACGUUACAGUGAUGAUUCUCACAGUUGUAGAAACCAGCAUUGCUUUCAUCCUUGCCUUCUCACAUGUUCAGGGUUGGGCUGAGGGAGCCCAUUCUGUGAUGGGCUGCCUGGUCAUGAUUUUGACAUUGAUCCAGCCCACACUGGCUCUGCUGCGCUGUGGACCACAACAUCCACGGAGGUUUCUGUUCAACUGGUCACAUGCUUUCAUUGCAGUAGCAGCAAAAGGUCUUGGUGUGGCAGCCAUAUUCACAGGUCUGCAGAUGAUUGACAGCACGGCAAACCAAUGGUUGAUGAAAGUGAUGGGUGGUUUUGUUGCCUGGGAUGCGUUGUUCUAUGCACUGUUGGAGCUCCUCGUUAGAUGGAAGAAAAACAGAGAUCCUUCUGCAAUCCGGGAUUCAACAAAAGUCCAUGUUAACCCUUUGCUGGUGGCUAUUUACUUCCUUGGAAACGUUUGUUUCUUGGUGGCUUUGCUGACAGGAAUUGGGGCCUCCUAAGCCUAAUGAGCCUCAAAGGAUUAAUUACUUAUUAAUUAAUAACUAACAACAUUACUGAGGCAUGUGCCGCAGUAUAGACAUGUUCUCCAAUAAAACUUCUU